UGGUGCAAUUCUCUCUCUCUCUCGUCUGCUUCCUCAAUCGUUCCGGUCUUCGUCAAUUGUCCCUCUUUUGUUCGGUUAGGUUUCGAUCGGCGGUCGGCAUGAAGCUCUCCUUCAACGCCUCCAAGAAGCCCCCGAAGCCGGCCGCCAAGCCCCUCUCCGCCGCCGAAGCCGCCACCUUCCCCUUCGCCGACGACGGCCGCGGCGAUGCCGCCCCGCCGCCUCCGUCGGCGGCGCGGGAGCAGAUCACCCUAUUCGAUUCCUCCGACGCCCCGGCGGAGGACGGGACCCGCAGGAACCUGCUGGUCAUCCCGCCGAAGCCCAACGAGUGGCGUCCCGCCAAGCGGAUGAAGAACCUCGACCUGCCUUUCGACCCGGACUCCGCCGCAUCCGCCGCCUCCUCCGAUCUCUCCCGGUUCCAGUCCCAGUCCAGGUCCCUCGACGAGGAGGCCAACGCCGCCGCCGCCGUGUCGUACGGCCUCACCGUCCGCCGGAGAGAGGACGGCGGCGAGCUGUCGGGGGACGGUGAGGACAAGCCCGAAGCGCCCGGGAAAUUGGGUAGGCUAGAUGAUUCCGGACUGAAACUGAGGGAGGAGCUGGCGACGUUGGGGGACGAUCCGGGGUACGAGGACAUGCCGGUGGAGGAAUUUGCGGCGGCGUAUCUUAGGGGUUAUGGUUGGCAGGAGGGGAAAGGGGUGGGGAAGAACGCCAAGGAGGAUGUUCCGAUUAGGCAGAUUGAGAAGAGGGGUCGAGAGAGAUUUGGGCUGGGGUUUGAGCCCGAGAAGCCAGUGCUGGAAGAUAAGGCGAACGGGAGGGAUAGUCGGGGAGGUGGUGGGAGGUUUCGAGCGGGUAAAGAGGUGAGGAUUGUUGGGGGAAGUAGAGAAGACUUGUAUGGUUUGAAGGGAAAAAUCGUGGAAGUAGUGGGCGGCGAGUCGGUGAUCCUGAAUCUCUCGAGGAGAGAAGAGGAAGUCAAGGUCAGGAUCAAGGAUGUCACUGAGUUGGGUUCUGCUGAGGAAGAAAAGUUUCUGAGGAAGAUGAAGGAGCUUCGAAUUAAGAAUGAUAGUUCGGGUAGUCGUAAAAGGAGCGGUGAUGAAGGGAAGAGAGAUGUUCGAAAUGGUGGAGAUAAGAGGGGUGACAGUGGUAAAGUUGGGUGGCUGAUGAGUCACAUAAGGGUUAGAGUGACCAGCAAGGAUUUGAAAGGUGGGAGAUUGUAUCUGAAAAAGGGAAGGGUGGUCGAUGUUGUUGGACCUAAGAUUUGCGAUAUAUUGAUGGAUGAGAGCAAGGAACUUAUUCAAGGUGUAGAUCAGGAAUAUCUUGAGACUGCAUUACCCAAGCGUGGGGGUCCGGUUUUCGUUCUGUCUGGUCGUUAUAAGGGUGUCCAUGGGAGUUUAGUGGACAGGGAUUUUGACCGAGAGACUGGUGUAGUCCGUGAUGCUGAUAGUCAGGAGUUGUUCAAUGUGCGGCUUGAUCAAAUUGCUGAGUACGUUGGAGAUCCAAGCUUAAUUGGAUAUUGAUUUGCCUGAUGCCUCAACAGUGUCUCAAAGAUGGGUUUUGGCUCGUAUUUGCUCAUGGAGAAUUGGAUCCAUUGCUCUGCAGGGGUGGGUAUAUGAUGCAUUUGAAUUGCAGGGAUAUGGCUAAUAUAUGCUGAACAGCUAAAAUGUUAUGAGGAGCAGCAGAUGACCACCCAAGAUUUGAUACAGAUACUUCCUAUAUAUUCAUCGAACCAUCUGUGUUUGGAUCUUGACAUCCACAAUUCUUGGUAGUUCAUUUGUUUGCAUAGCUCUGUGAUGGAAAACCAUCUCAUCAAAAGUUGGAUGUUUGGCUGAUUUUGAUCAGUGCUACUGACAUCCAGGUUGCCGUAAGGAUGGGGAGACUGCAGGGCUGCUUUGUAACUUGUCCGAUUACUUCCAGGCGAUCAAAGUGAAGAGGUUCUCGCCUCCCUUGUUUCUGUCUCUUUCCCAGGGUCUCUUACUGGAGGAGAAAAAGAGGUUUGUUGCAUCUUCCUCCACCGUGCAGACACAAUAUUUGCUUCUGCAAGCAUUGUGGCGCGAUUUUAUCCAGUGUUCGUACUGGACUUGCAUCGAGUUUGUUCACUGCGAAGAUCCAGUAUAUCGCGCUUGUUAUCCUGACUAAGUGGGGACUGUGGUUCGAUGACUCGGAGAUUGUGUUGUCCCUGUUGUUUCCAAUUAGUGCCGCUUCCCGGUAGUCAUGUACUGCCUUAGCCACUUCUCAACCCCAUGUUGGAAGGGGCGAGUAGCUUUAAUUGACACUCUGUAAGGUUUCAUAUUUAAGAGACCGAACGGUGACUUUGCUAGAGAGUGUGUUUUGUGCUGCUAAGGAAAAUCACACUAUAGCUGUGAUAGAAAAACGGCGACAUUCCCAACUA
Messenger RNA from Syzygium oleosum, 2383 nucleotides. RefSeq names its product protein MOS2. Gene Ontology annotation, cellular component: spliceosomal complex. Gene Ontology annotation, molecular function: nucleic acid binding. Bases 99 to 1511 code for a protein of 470 amino acids. The record is from RefSeq and is a predicted model, not a curated record. The transcript has 2 exons. NCBI's taxonomy places the organism in Eukaryota, Viridiplantae, Streptophyta, Magnoliopsida, Myrtales, Myrtaceae. Gene Ontology annotation, biological process: mRNA splicing, via spliceosome.